UGAAUUUGCACCGAACCAGGGUUGGGACAUGCAGUUUGGAGUAUCUUCCAAACCACCGCUCGGAAUGAAACAAACUCAUACCCAAACAACAUCAACCUUUCCCCUUCAAAAUCCGUGCGAAAACCAAUCCAUACUUGGUAGAAUUCAGCGAACACCCAACACCGAGUUUCGAUCAUCCGAUCCGUUUACAUCAUCUAAUCGAAAUUCCUCCUUGGAAGAAGAAGAUGAAUAAGGAAGCCAAGGUGAAGUUGAUCAGCGCGGAGGGCUGCGAGUUCAUGAUUGACAAGGAAGCUGCCAUGGUCUCGCAGACCAUCCGCAACAUGCUUACCUCACCAGGGAGUUUUGCUGAAACACAGGAUGGAAAAGUGACAUUCCCUGAGAUAAGCACCACCAUUCUGGAGAAGAUCUGUCAAUAUUUUUAUUGGUCUCUUCAGUACGCCAGGGGUAAGGAGACUGAAUUCCACAUUGAACCUGAACUAACCCUGGAGUUGAUGAUGGCUGCUAACUAUCUCCACACUUGAGCAAAUCACUGUACUUUCUUCUUGAGUGGUGGGUAUUUUAACAUUGUCCAACUGCUUAAGGAUGAUAUUGUUGCCUGAGAAGGCUUAAAAGAUACUAGGAUUCUGUUUUAAAACCCUGCAUUGGAGUUCAUUGCCACUGCAAAGAGGUGUAUUCAGAAGUGUAUUUGAAUGUCAAUUGUUUUUACUAAGAAUAGUUUGAGACUUGUAUGGCCAAAAAUUAAAGUAGUCAUUGAAUGAUUUGAGUUAGCUGUUGUAUGCUAUAGAACACAUGUGGCAAGUCUUACGAAGAUUAAAAUGUUUUAUCA
Molecule: messenger RNA, 826 nt
Organism: Mangifera indica (mango)
Lineage: Eukaryota; Viridiplantae; Streptophyta; Magnoliopsida; Sapindales; Anacardiaceae
Product: elongin-C-like
Exons: 4
Coding region: 225-521 (98 amino acids)
Biological process (GO): ubiquitin-dependent protein catabolic process
Cellular component (GO): elongin complex
Molecular function (GO): protein-macromolecule adaptor activity
Source: RefSeq, a predicted model, not a curated record